AUGCCGCCCGGCGCCGACGCAGUCGCGCAGGCACGCGCGCUUCUGGGGCAGCUGCGCACGCUCGCGGCGCAGCACGAGCAGGUGCUUGCCGCGUACGAGCGCCAGCUCGACGUGAUCACCGCCGGCGGCUCGGCAAAGGUAGCCCAGCUCAAGGCGCCCAACAAGCGCCCGCUGGGGCUUGGCCCCGCAGACGCCGAGGGCCCAGAGGCCAAGAAGCAGCGGCUGGUCGCGGAGCAGCAGCAGCGCCGCAACGCGCUGUGGCACGAGUGCUACAAGGUGCUGGACCGCUGCCGGCGCAACCAGAAGGCCGAGGCGUUCAAGAAGCCGGUGGACCCCAUCCGCAUGAAGAUCCCUGACUACCCCCUGCUCGUGAAGAACCCCAUGGACUUGCAGACUGUCGGGGAGAAGCUCAAGCUGCGCGUGUACAAGGACCCGGCAGAGUUUGCGGCCGACAUGCGGCUGAUCUGGGACAACGCUGUGAUCUACAACGGCCGCACCCACGUCGUCGGCCUGGCGGCGCAGGCGAUGAGCGAGUUCUUUGAGAAGGCGUGGGGCCCACUGCAGGUGGACAAGCAGUGGGGUAUCAUGCUCAAGCAGGAGGACCUUGCGCGCGAGGCGCUGCAGGGCAACACAGAAGGCCUACCCAACAGCGACCUGCCGCGCCAGCUCAAGGAGAAGCGCGAUAUGCUGGGCCACUACAUAGCGGCGCGCGACUUCAACGAGGGCGUGCCGCCCGGCAGCCUGGGGCCGUUCGACCCGGCGCGCGGCAUGAACUUUGAGGAGAAGCGCAAGCUGAGCGCGCACCUGGCGUCGCUGCCAGGGGAGAAGAUGCAGCGGGUGGUAGACAUUGUGGAGGCCGGGCUCCAGAACCCGCCCACUGAUGCGGACGGCGAGCUGGAAGUUGACAUUGAUACACUGCCAGACGCGGUGCUGUGGCAGUUGAAGGAGUACGUGGACGCAGUGCUUGCGCCGCCCGCUGCCCCGCCCAAGAAGGGCGGCGCCUCCAAGGGCGCUGCCUCCAAGGCGCCCGACAAGCGGCCGCCGCACAAGGGCGGCGCAGCGGCCAAGGGCGGCGCGCCCAAUCAGGGCCCGGCAACCAAGGGCGCACCAAACCAGGGCGGCUCGUUGGGUGGCGGGGCGCAGGGGCUUGGAGGCGCGGUGCCGGCCAGUGGCGUGGGGACGCCCAUACAGGGCAUCGGCAGUGCAGCGGCGCGGGGCAGCACGCCGACGGGGGGAACGCCGCCACCAGCGGCGGCUGUGGUCGCAGCGGCGCUCCCCUCAGUACCUCAGCUGGCAGCCCCUGAGCCUCCUGCGGCGGCCGUGGCGGCCGGGCAGCAGCAGCAAGAGCAACAGCAGCAGCAGCAGCAGCAGCACCACCCAGAGGAGCCCUCGGCACCUCGCCCUUCACAGCAGCAGCAAGUCGCGGACAAGCAGCACCCACCAGGCUCUAAUGGUCACGUUGGACUCGAAACAGCUCUCACAACCCCGGCGGAUGCCUCCGCCAAGGCGGAUGCGACGCCCUCUGACCUGCCGCCACCGGCUGCAGAGGCCGCCAGCGCAGGCGCCGCGGACGCGGCCAGGCCCUCAGACCCUGCGGCUGCUGCGGCGCCUCUGGAGGCGGCUGCGGACCCAGCGCCGCAGGUCAAGCGUGAGGAGGGGGGCGCUGCGGCGCCGACCACAGAGAUCGCGGCCCCCGCCAGCGAGGAGAAGGCGGCUGCAGCAGGCGUCGAGGCACCCGUGGCCGCAGAGGCUGCGCCCGCCGCAGCGGACGACGCGGCAAGGAGCGAUGCACCUGCCGUGACCAAGGAUGAGCCAGAGGCUGAGGGGCAGCAGCAGCAGCAGCAACACCACCACCACCACCAGCAGCAGCAGCAGCAGCAGCAGCAGCAGCAUGAGGAAGUGAAGCAGGAACAUGCGCCGCAGCUGCACCACGGGGAGCUGGAGCUGCAGCACCAGGCGCAGGAGCAGCAGGAGCAGGAUGCGGAGCCGCAGCAGCAGCACCACUCGGCGGAGCCGCAGGCCAUGGAGACGGACGGCGCAGUGCCUGUCGCGGGCGCCGACGAGGGCAGGCCCCCUCCUGUUGAUGAGGAGCAGCCUGGCCCCGCGAGCGGCACCGCGACACCCUUGCCCACUGCAGAGGGCCCGUCGGCUGAGGGUGGGGCAGGCGUGAGGGACGAGCAAAUGGCGGACGGCUAA
Messenger RNA from Monoraphidium neglectum, 2196 nucleotides. RefSeq lists its product as hypothetical. The transcript has 4 exons. The record is from RefSeq and is a predicted model, not a curated record. Bases 1 to 2196 code for a protein of 731 amino acids. NCBI's taxonomy places the organism in Eukaryota, Viridiplantae, Chlorophyta, Chlorophyceae, Sphaeropleales, Selenastraceae. Gene Ontology annotation, molecular function: protein binding.